CGCUGCCCUGAAGUAAAAUGGCGGCGCUCAUGAGGCGAACGAGGGAGGCCUUUUCCCUCCUCAGGCCGGCCUUGAGGAGCCCCGGCGGCCCCGAGGGAAGGAGAGGGCUGCGGGGGCUGAGGAGGAGGCCCCUCCAAGUCCUGCCUCCGGCUGCGCAGCAGCAACCAGCCUCGCCUAGAGGGCUUUCCCCAUUUCCCGAGGCCCAAAGCGGGCUCAGGAAGAAGGCCCCGGUCCCAUGGAAGAAGGAGAAGAAGAAGGCCCCUCAGGAAGAAGAAGAGGAGGAGGAGGAGGCCCAGCUGCGCUAUGAGCGAGCGGGGAUGGGAGACAAGAGGCUGAGCAAAGUGGUGACGCUUGCCAAGUCGAGGGCUUUCCGCGAGAAGCACGGGAAGAUCGUUCUGGAAGGCAGGAGGCUCAUCCUGGACGCCCUGGAGGCGGGCGCCGUUCCCCAGACGCUCUUCUUCAGCGCCGUGGAUCACGUCAAGGAGCUGCCGGCGGCCAAGCUGAAAGGCGCCAAUCUCAUCAAGGUGAAAUUUGAAGACAUCAAGACCUGGUCCGACGUCGUGACUCCUCAGGGGAUGAUCGGAAUCUUCUCCAGGCCAGACCAUGCCAAAAUGACUUAUCCUGAGGUCCAGCGCCACCAUCGGCUGCCUCUUUCACUCAUCUGCGACAACAUCCGUGACCCGGGAAACCUGGGCACCAUCCUGAGGUCGGCAGCCGGAGCAGGCUGCAGCCGGGUGUUGCUUGUGAAAGGAUGCGUUGACGCCUGGGAACCCAAAGUGCUCCGGGCGGGGAUGGGCGCUCAUUUCCGCCUCCCCAUCAUUUCCAACCUGGAAUGGGAGGUCGUGCCCAACUACCUUCUCCCCGAAAGCUGUGUCUACGUGGCUGAUGGCUCCCACGCUGCCCCUCAAGUUGAGACGGAGCCGCCGCGCCCAGCCAAGGCCAGUAGCCACGGCUGGGUCGCCAGGCCCUACAACCUGAAAGCCCAGCUGGACCGACCGGAUCGGAGUGACCAUCUGGACAGCCUGGAGGAGCACGAAACGGUUGAGCUGGAAGCCCAGUGUUGCUAUGACCCGUGGAUGGACGUUCGCGUGGCUGUGGUGAUUGGGGGGGAAACCCACGGCGUGAGUGAAGAAGCCAAGCAGCUGGCGCAGGAAACGGAGGGGAAAAGGUUACUCAUCCCCAUAGUCCCCGAAGUGGACAGUCUGAAUGCCGCCAUGGCUGCUAGCAUACUGCUCUUCGAAGCCAAGAGACAGCUGCGACUAACGCAGCAGGCGGAGGUCGAGACAACCCAUGCUCCUGGGCACCUAUGGCAUCGCUGAGGAUGUAAAACAAGAUGCACCACCCCAAGCUGCCUUGGGAGCCCUUUCUCACCCUCUCAGUGAAAUUGCUCCCACAGCUCCAUUAUGGAAGGAGCCCAGAAAAUGUCAGGAAGACAGGCAACUGAGGCUUCAGAGUCAGUUAAGUCAAAGCUGUCCUGUUUUGAAAUCCCAAGCUUGCUCCCUCACGAGUUUAGAGAGCCAAAACACCUCCUCCCGGGCGGCAUUUGCCAAGGUAUAUUUGAAAAGAGCCUGCUUUUUCCCACCCAAUUUUUCUUCCUUUCCUGGCAGAAAAGGCGGCAUUGCUGUCUGUAUUACUCAGCAGCUGGCGCAAGAUCCGGAAUGACAUCAGCGUCUCUUUCUGAUCUCCUGCCAAGGGCACAAAACAGAUCUUCACCUUUGGCAGGCUACUUUGGGCCGCCCUCUUUCUCCGUUAACUCCAGCCUCUUUGUUCAGGCAUGUUUGUGUCUCUUCCUGGUUCCAGUUUUCUUUCCUGCUGCGGAGAUACCUUUCCCCCUCCAGCGCCAGGUUGGGCUGACUUUGCAAAUUCCUGCUUGGAAAAACAUGCCCAUUUCUAAGAGCUUUUUCUCCGUUUCGGCCUCCGGACGGAAAACUCAGGCGGCCUGUUCUCUCCCACGGAUUGCUUCCUGAGCGUAAAAAGCCAGCCUACUAUUAAAGACUUGCUCUUGUUUUCUGCUGAAGAGCAGCCUUGCUGUUUGCAUGGAGAUCAGAUGUGCACAGAAUAAAGACUUUAUUAUUGCUCUCA
Sceloporus undulatus (fence lizard) is the source of this 2082-nucleotide messenger RNA. RefSeq names its product mitochondrial rRNA methyltransferase 3 (gene MRM3). The record is from RefSeq and is a predicted model, not a curated record. The transcript has 4 exons. Gene Ontology annotation, molecular function: RNA methyltransferase activity; RNA binding. Lineage: Eukaryota; Metazoa; Chordata; Lepidosauria; Squamata; Phrynosomatidae. Gene Ontology annotation, biological process: RNA processing. Bases 18 to 1319 code for a protein of 433 amino acids.